GCGGCAGUGGCGGCGGCUGGAGCGGCAGCCGGAGCGGCGGCCGCGGCAGCAGGACUGGGGGUAGCGGCUGCAGCCCGGAGCCCCAUGGUGCGGGUCCGCGGCCAGGCGGCAGAAGGAGCCCGAAGCCUGGGCCGUCCCCGCUGACCGCGCGGGCCCGCGCCGCCCGGAGCCGCCGCCGCCCGUCGGGCCCGCAGGGGCACGAGUUGGCCCGCCAUGGGGUCCCUGUUCCGGAGCGAGAGCAUGUGCCUGGCGCAGCUCUUCCUGCAGUCGGGCACGGCCUACGAGUGCCUGAGCGCCCUGGGCGAGAAGGGCCUGGUCCAGUUUCGAGAUCUCAACCAGAAUGUAAGUUCUUUCCAAAGAAAAUUUGUCGGCGAGGUGAAGAGGUGCGAAGAGCUGGAGCGGAUACUGGCGUACCUGGUCCAGGAGAUCCAGAGAGCGGAUAUCCCGCUUCCGGAGGGAGAGGCCAGUCCUCCCGCGCCGCCUCUAAAGCAGGUUCUGGAAAUGCAGGAGCAGCUGCAGAAGCUGGAGGUGGAGCUGCGCGAGGUCACGAAGAACAAGGAGAAGCUGAGGAAGAACUUGCUGGAGCUGAUCGAGUACACCCACAUGCUGAGGGUGACCAGGACCUUCGUGAGACGGAACGUGGAGUUUGAACCCACUUACGAGGAAUUCCCCACCUUGGACAGUGACUCCUUGUUGGACUACAGCUCCAUGCAGAGGCUGGGAGCGAAGCUGGGCUUUGUGUCCGGCCUGAUCAACCAAGGCAAAGUGGAAGCGUUUGAGAGGAUGCUGUGGAGGGCCUGCAAAGGGUACACCAUCGUGACCUGCGCGGAGCUGGACGAGCCCCUCGAGGACCCCGAGACGGGAGAAGUCAUGAAAUGGCAUGUGUUCCUAAUAUCCUUCUGGGGAGAGCAGAUUGGCCACAAGGUGAAGAAGAUAUGUGAUUGCUACCACUGCCACGUGUACCCGUACCCGAGCACGGCCGCGGAGCGCCAGGAGAUCCAGGAGGGGCUGAACACCCGCAUCCAGGACCUCUACACCGUGCUCCACAAGACCGAGGACUACUUGCGGCAGGUGCUGUGUAAGGCCGCCGAGUCGGUCUGCGCCCGCGUCGUGCAGGUGAAGAAAAUGAAAGCCGUCUACCACACGCUGAACAUGUGCAGCUUCGACGUGACGAGCAAGUGCCUGGUCGCCGAGGUCUGGUGCCCCGAGGCCGACCUGCAGGGCCUGCGCCGCGCGCUCGAGGACGGGUCGAGAGAGAGCGGUGCCGCAAUCCCCUCGUUCAUGAACACCAUCCCGACGAAGGAGACGCCCCCCACGCUGAUCCGCACCAACAAAUUCACCGAGGGCUUCCAGAACAUCGUGGAUGCCUACGGAGUGGGCAGCUACCGGGAGGUGAACCCAGCUCUCUUCAACAUCAUCACCUUCCCCUUCCUCUUCGCCGUGAUGUUCGGAGACCUCGGACACGGCUUCGUCAUGUUCCUGUUCGCCCUCCUGCUGGUGCUGAAUGAGGACCACCCGAGGCUGACUCAGUCCCAGGAGAUCACACGCAUGUUUUUCAAUGGCCGCUACAUCCUCCUGCUGAUGGGGCUGUUCUCCGUGUACACGGGCCUCAUCUACAAUGACUGCUUCUCCAAGUCUGUCAACAUCUUCGGCUCCGGCUGGAACGUGUCUGCCAUGUACAGUGCCAGCCACACGGCUGCUGAGCGCAGCAGGAUGUCGCUUUGGAAUGAGAGCGUGGUCAAGCACAACAGGGUCUUGCAGUUGGAUCCGAGUGUCCCCGGCGUGUUCCAAGGCCCUUACCCCCUCGGCAUCGACCCCAUUUGGAACUUGGCCACGAAUCGCCUCACUUUCCUGAACUCGUUCAAAAUGAAAAUGUCUGUGAUUUUGGGAAUUAUCCACAUGACUUUCGGAGUCGUUCUGGGAAUAUUUAACCACCUGCACUUCAGGAAGAAGUUCAACAUCUACUUGGUGUCCGUCCCGGAACUGCUCUUCCUGCUCUGCAUCUUCGGGUACCUCAUCUUCAUGAUCUUCCACAAGUGGCUGGUGUACUCCGCCGAGACCUCCAGGGCCGCCCCCAGCAUCCUGAUCGAGUUCAUCAACAUGUUUCUGUUCCCGGGGAGCAAGACGAGCGGCCUGUACUCGGGCCAGGAGCACGUCCAGAGGCUGCUGCUGGCCGUCACCGCGCUGUCCGUGCCCAUCCUCUUCCUGGGGAAGCCCCUGUUCCUGCUCUGGCUGCACAACGGGCGCGGCUGCUUCGGGGUCAGCAGGAGCGGCUACACGCUGGUGCGGAAGGACAGCGAGGAGGAGGUGUCCCUGCUGGGGAGCCAGGACGUGGAGGAGGGGAGCAGCCGCAUGGAGGACGGGUGCAGGGCCGUGACCGGCGAGGAGUUCAAUUUUGGAGAAAUCCUGAUGACCCAGGUGAUCCACUCCAUCGAGUACUGCCUGGGCUGCAUCUCCAACACCGCGUCCUACCUGAGGCUCUGGGCCCUCAGCCUGGCUCACGCACAGCUGUCCGACGUCCUGUGGGCCAUGCUGAUGCGCGUGGGCCUCCGGGUGGACACCACCUACGGGGUCCUGCUGCUGCUCCCCGUCAUCGCGCUCUUCGCUGUCCUGACCAUCUUCAUCCUUCUGAUCAUGGAAGGGCUGUCUGCGUUCCUUCACGCCAUACGCCUUCACUGGGUAGAAUUUCAGAACAAAUUCUACGUUGGUGCAGGCACCAAAUUUGUUCCUUUCUCGUUCAGACGCCUUUCGUGGAAGUUCAGUGACGAGGUGGCAUGAUUGCGUCGCUGCGUCCGGCCAGCUCACAGAGUGACAGAGAAUUAUCAUGUUGUAGAGAUUCGCUUAUGUCAGAUUUACGAUAGGGAAAAUUCUGUCCUCAUUGAUUGCCUUAUGAUAGAGCCAAAUAAUUCUGUAAGAUAUACCUCUUCCUCAUGUUAAAUAUUUUGUACAGUUUAUCAAUUUUAGAUAUAUAAAUUUAUUUCGGUUUUUAUGAUGAGCAAAUGUAAGUUAAUGCCAAAAGUUAACGUUCAAGUCAUUUUUUUAAAUGCAGGCUUGGGGGAGAGAAGUCCAUGCCGAAUGGCUAAUUGAACAUGGUCUUAGGUACUUAACUCCUUUUCACCUUAUUAAAAAAAGAAAAAAAAACCAGAGUUAUUCUGUCACCUGAAGUGAGAUGAUAUUUUCCAACAGCUGAAGUUAAGUAUAGUUUUUUAAAAACAUUAAUGACGGAUAAUCAAGACACAUUAUUCUGCUUGACUAAAAAGUAUGUGAACAUUUUUUACUGUAGGCUGCCUAGAAUUACGAGUAGGAGAUGGUUUCUACGAUUUUGUCUUGUUUUAUAAUUGGGGAAGUGGGAUAAUCGGACCUACAACAAGGGUUAUCCUGCUUGUAUGUAUUUUUAAAGACCUCUCACCCUGUUAUCCCUCCGUAAAACCAGUGACGAUGAUUGUGUGUUUGGAAGAAACUGCACACGGAGCCUUACAGCGCAGGGGGCGCCUGGCGGAGGCGCAGCACGGUGGGGGCUGGAACGUGUGUGGGCCGGCUUGGCUGGUGGGACUGGACCCGAAGGGGUUCAUAUUGAGGGCAGGAAAGGUGAAAAGCAGUCAGCCGUGUAUUUUUAUACCAAAAUACAAGUUAAGGUAUUUCUGCCGUGAAGAGGUUGAAGCCUGCCCUGAACACAGUGCGUUGAUAAUUGUUUGACUCUCAGACUAAGUCUAAAUAAAGGUCUGAUGAAGGCAUGUAGAGUGAAUGGAAACUUUAAACUAAUUGUUCAACUAAACUUUAAAACUGAUUGUUAGCCAUUAAUUUAGAGUCUUUAAGUUCACCAGCUCCCUUGACAUUUGGUUUUACAUGGAUGUCAGUCCUGUUGAAUGUUCCGAUCUGUCUUCUUGUAAAUUAUGCUGAUUUUUUAUAUUUUAUUGUACCUGAUUUUAGAGAAUUAUUUUCACAAAGAAAUUUGCAGUGUUUCCACGGUCUCACCUUUUCCGUGAGAUGCAAAGGCUCGUUUGCCGCCACCCGCCGUCACCCCGGCUGGUAGAAGACCGUGGAAUGUUCUUCACAAGCUAAAGUGAUGCUGAUGCUAAAUUCAGGCCUCUCUCUGGGUGAUUUCAAGGCCUGUUUGCUGAGAGGCAUGACCCGAACAUCAUGACAUUAAACUUUUAAAAAUGUAGGAAAGAUCCUACGCUGCUCCUCCAUGAAAUGUUACCCAAAGUCAUCUGAGAUUACCGGGUCUCAUCCUUGAUAUUAAAAUAGCAAACAUAAAAGGGUCCCGAUGAAACUCUGGAAAGUGAUUCUGCUCUCAAAGUUCCCCCAGAAAGUUGGACAGUUUUGGGAGUGAGUAUGAAAUCUAAAUAAUGCCGUCCAGGCUCAAACUUGUCCCUCACGAGUGGUCAUUUUUUGAUUACUUUACUCCAAGGGUCUGUUGUAAUAAAACAGGGGCGGUUUCACCCAGGAAAGUCAGGAUUUCCGGGCACCACUAACCAACAAGGACACACAAGAUGUGCGGCACCUGCUGGGGCGCGUCGGGGCCCCACCGCGAACAGUCUUGGGGACCCCUCUUAAAUUCUAAUGAACACCUCUUCCCAGGGGAUGGAACAGAGAGUGGAGGGUCAUUUGUUCCACUGAAACUGUAGGAUGUAAUUACAGUAAGCAUUAAUAGUCCUAACAGAACUCUCUAGCAAUAUGGUUUAAUGGUGUCUUUUAGGCACCAGGGGAAAUUUCACUUCUUGCCACGGCUCUUGGUUCCGGGGGCCGUCUGCACAGCAGUCCCUCUGUUCUGCCCGUAAGCCUUCGGUAGGACUGUCGUGGCACAGUUCUCAGUGCAGACUUGAUUCUCUCUACCCAGCUCUCCAGAGGAACAGACAUUGUCUAGACGGUGCCAAAUAUGUUUACUUUCCUAAAGAGAAGUGUCACGGGGACCACACCUUCCAGUUCUCGUUUUCUGUGUUCAUGGAGUCGUGAAAAGCCCAGGGGUCCCCUUCAGGGAAGUAGACUCUGGCCUCCUCCCGAAGGGGACUUAAUUGUGUCCAUUAGUAAGUGCAAAGGUGUCUGAUCGGGUCACUGAGCCCUGUGGCCUUUCCUUUCAUUGUGGGUACGGCUUGAAAAGAUACUGUUCACCGAGUGCCUCCUACCCACAGUGCUGGAAUAGGCAUUUUAAAGCAACAUUCUGGUCUCAGUUUUCAACCUGUAAUAGUUUAGGAAGUCAUAGCAUAUAGCAUAGGGAGCUCUUAUGGACAUUUUAGAAUUUUGUUCAUUUUGGAAAAACCACACGCACAAAAAAAAAUAACUUCAACAACUUUUUCAGUCUGCAUUUAAAAACAAUAAAAUUUCUCAAUUAAAAAUUUAAAGCCAGGUUUGCUUGCAUGUCAUCUGGUAAAUUUCCAGCAAGAUUAUUGAGAAAUCUUAAUUCAAGAUCAUGAAAAUAAGGCAGUUCCGAGCAAUAGUUUCCAGGUAACCAGGCCAACGAUGCUGGGUUUUGGUUUAACAUGUUAAGAAAUAUUUAGAACUUGCCACUUAUUUCCUACAUAGAAAAUGGAGAUCUAGGGGCUCAACUCUGCAAGGGGUGACAACUGAGCAAAUCCAAGCUCCCGAAUGCAUGAAAGGACAAAUUUGCAUCUUCUUAUCAGUAUUGAACUUUUCACUGAUGAACAAUAAAUAUAUCUAUAUUUUUAA
Messenger RNA from Artibeus jamaicensis (Jamaican fruit-eating bat), 5667 nucleotides. RefSeq names its product ATPase H+ transporting V0 subunit a2 (gene ATP6V0A2). NCBI's taxonomy places the organism in Eukaryota, Metazoa, Chordata, Mammalia, Chiroptera, Phyllostomidae. Gene Ontology annotation, biological process: vacuolar acidification; proton transmembrane transport. Gene Ontology annotation, molecular function: proton-transporting ATPase activity, rotational mechanism; ATPase binding. Bases 214 to 2778 code for a protein of 854 amino acids. Gene Ontology annotation, cellular component: vacuolar proton-transporting V-type ATPase complex; plasma membrane; vacuolar proton-transporting V-type ATPase, V0 domain. The record is from RefSeq and is a predicted model, not a curated record. The transcript has 20 exons.